This is a messenger RNA of Plasmodium gallinaceum, 1347 nucleotides long. It is a transcript of the gene HDAC1, whose product is annotated as histone deacetylase 1, putative. Gene Ontology annotation, molecular function: histone deacetylase activity. The record is from RefSeq and is a predicted model, not a curated record. The transcript has a single exon. Lineage: Eukaryota; Apicomplexa; Aconoidasida; Haemosporida; Plasmodiidae. The coding region runs from base 1 to 1347 and encodes 448 amino acids.
AUGUCUAAUAGAAAAAAAGUAGCAUAUUUUCAUGAUCCUGAUAUAGGGAGUUAUUAUUAUGGAGCAGGUCAUCCUAUGAAGCCUCAAAGAAUUAGAAUGACCCAUUCUUUAAUUGUGUCAUAUAAUUUAUAUAAAUAUAUGGAAGUUUAUAGACCUCAUAAAAGUGAUGUUCAUGAAAUGACUUUGUUUCAUGAUUACGAAUAUGUGGAUUUUUUAUCUUCUAUAACUUUAGAAAAUUAUAGAGAAUUUACUUACCAAUUAAAAAGAUUUAAUGUUGGAGAAGCCACUGAUUGCCCAGUAUUUGAUGGACUCUUUCAAUUUCAACAGUCGUGUGCAGGUGCAUCAAUUGAUGGAGCUUCUAAGUUAAAUCACCAUUGUGCUGAUAUUUGUAUUAACUGGUCAGGUGGUUUACAUCAUGCAAAGAUGUCGGAAGCAAGUGGUUUUUGUUAUAUUAAUGAUAUUGUUUUAGGAAUAUUGGAAUUACUAAAAUAUCAUGCACGUGUUAUGUAUAUUGAUAUUGAUGUUCAUCAUGGAGAUGGUGUUGAAGAAGCUUUUUAUGUAACCCACAGAGUUAUGACUGUGUCAUUUCAUAAAUUCGGGGAUUAUUUUCCAGGUACAGGUGAUAUAACAGAUAUUGGUGUUCACCAUGGAAAAUAUUAUAGUGUUAAUGUACCAUUAAACGAUGGAAUAACGGAUGAGGCAUUUGUUGACUUAUUCAAAGUAGUUAUAGAUAAAUGUGUACAAACUUAUAAACCAGGGGCUAUCAUAAUUCAAUGUGGAGCAGACAGUUUGACUGGAGAUAGAUUAGGUAGAUUUAAUUUAACAAUUAAAGGUCAUGCAAAAUGUGUUGAGCAUGUAAGAUCAUAUAAUUUGCCUCUUUUAGUUUUGGGAGGAGGAGGAUAUACGAUACGAAAUGUAGCAAGAUGUUGGACAUAUGAAACAGGAGUUGUCUUAAAUAAACAUCAUGAAAUGCCUGAUCAAAUAAGCUUAAAUGACUAUUAUGAUUAUUAUGCACCUGAUUUUCAAUUACAUCUACAACCAUCUAAUAUGCCAAAUUAUAAUUCACCCGAGCAUCUAAAUAGAAUUAAAAUGAAAAUAACAGAAAAUUUAAGAAAUAUCGAGCAUGCUCCAGGUGUUCAAUUUUCUUAUGUACCACCUGAUUUUUUUGAUUCAGAAAUGGAUGAUGAAAGUGAUAAAAAUCAAUAUGAACUUGAUGAUGAUAGUGGAGGAGGAAGAGCUGCUGGAACUAGAAUAAAGGAACAUUCAUCAUCUCAUCAUUUAAGAAGAAAAAAUUAUGAAGAUGAUUUUUUUGAUCUUUCAGAUAGAGAUCAAAAAAUGAUUUUAUAA